CUUACUAUCAGGUUCAACAUUCUCCUUUAUUCAAGUCAAGUCCAAUUGAUAUCAAUCAUGUCUCUGGCGCGUCCUUCAGCGGCCCAACAGCCUGCUGACACUCUUCCACCAACAGCAAGAGCAAUCGCUCUUCUCCUCGCGUCAACGCCAACGGUACAAGAUGCCCAACCAGGCGUUUUGCAUCAACUCCUGGAGUUCGCCCACCGAUAUACCGCCCAAGUACUGUCAGAUGCACAGUUAUACGCAGAACAUGCAGGGCGCUCAGGCGCCUCAAAAAUAGAGAUGGAUGAUGUUGUCCUCGCUAUACAAGCCCGCGUGGGUUGGGAGUUCGGUGGUCGUGUACCCAAGGAGUAUAUCUUGUCAUUAGCAUCUCAGACGAAUGCUACGCCACUUCCUUCUGUGCCAGAAGUCUUUGGUGUCAGGCUCCCGCCUGCAUCCGAGACACUUACUGCUGUCAACUUUGAUCUCGUGCCCAAUAAACCACCACCAGAAGCAAAACUUUACGACGAGGAGGUCGAAGAGAUUGAGGAGGACGAUGAUGACGAGGAGCUAGCGGACGGUCAGGAUGAUGAUGACGAUGCUGAUAUGGAGCCCGCUGCCAUACCAUACACCAAUGCAGCUCCCAUAACACCAACCGACGUUGACAUCGGUGCUGGCACACCUUUACCUGUCGUGGCAGCAGAAGCACUAGAAGAAAACAGCGACGCGGAGGAAGCGGAUGGUCUAUUUGGCGGAGAGGGUGAUGAUGAUGACGACAAUUCAGGUGAUGACGCAAUGGAGGAGGUGCAGACUACGGGAGACACGCAAAUAAACGGUGUGAAGCGGAAACUUGUUGAGGAAGAUGAUUAUGACUAGAGACUUGAACACUCGUAAUGGGUUUUCCU
Suillus subalutaceus is the source of this 884-nucleotide messenger RNA. Its product is annotated as transcription initiation factor IID, 31kD subunit-domain-containing protein. NCBI's taxonomy places the organism in Eukaryota, Fungi, Basidiomycota, Agaricomycetes, Boletales, Suillaceae. Gene Ontology annotation, cellular component: transcription factor TFIID complex; SAGA complex. The coding region runs from base 58 to 855 and encodes 265 amino acids. Gene Ontology annotation, biological process: DNA-templated transcription initiation; RNA polymerase II preinitiation complex assembly. Gene Ontology annotation, molecular function: transcription coactivator activity; RNA polymerase II general transcription initiation factor activity; protein heterodimerization activity. The record is from RefSeq and is a predicted model, not a curated record. The transcript has 2 exons.